Messenger RNA from Lindgomyces ingoldianus, 652 nucleotides. RefSeq lists its product as uncharacterized. Lineage: Eukaryota; Fungi; Ascomycota; Dothideomycetes; Pleosporales; Lindgomycetaceae. The transcript has a single exon. Bases 111 to 563 code for a protein of 150 amino acids. The record is from RefSeq and is a predicted model, not a curated record.
CCCCAACCUUUCCACCACCUUUGUCCCACCUUUAUCCCACCUUCACAAUUCAAUAAACCACACAAGGCCCCUCGCGACUUCUUUUGUGGCAAUCACAACACACCUCUUGCAUGUCCACACAAUCGAGCAUCUUCACCGGCGUUGAGCGCUUGUGCAUAAUCUCUGUGGCGUUUUCAAUUUUGGGCUCCAGCCUGGGAUCUUCGGCGUUAUCUGUUGCCAAAUUUGCAGUUGGGGUUGCAUCUAAAAGCAAGUACAAAAAAGGCCCCAAAAAAGCGUUACCAGUCGUUUCUCAAUCUCCCCUUAUUAUUUUCCUUCUUCCUCCCCCUCCCUCCGCUGAUUGUGGGUUAAACUUUCAGCCUCACCGACAUCGUAUCCCUGUCUACAUGUACAUAUCCGCUUCUUUUUUUUUCCCCCCCCCGCUUCGCCUUUCUGUACUGCUUGCUCCGAAAGGUACUUUUUUAUCUUCAAAUUUUUUGGGGGUUAGGGUUUAUGGCUUGAGAAGGAACCGCGACACGAAGGCUCAGCAUAGAACAGGACAAUACCUGUGGAGGGUACCGUCGUGACGGUUUCUCCAAAUGCAACAAGUAAUAUUGGCCCAACUGGCAGAGACCCCAUUAUUGGGGUGAAGAAGUGGUCUCCGCAUGCGUGUGCG